Molecule: messenger RNA, 1056 nt
Organism: Paracoccidioides brasiliensis Pb18
Exons: 3
Coding region: 1-1056 (351 amino acids)
Biological process (GO): cellular response to misfolded protein
Cellular component (GO): endoplasmic reticulum membrane
Molecular function (GO): Hsp70 protein binding
Source: RefSeq, a predicted model, not a curated record
AUGCCCUCCGCGACAGCUUCCGGUGCGGAUGCAACUCCCAACGGCUCUGCCAAAUCCAGAGAGCAUAACCAAGGGAACCAGGAUCGGAAAUACACUCCAGAACAGAGAGCGGCAGUGAUACGAGUACGGAACUGUUCACCGACUGCUUUCUACGAGAUCCUAGCUGUAGAGAAGACGGCGUCCGAUGGAGAGAUUAAGAAGGCUUAUCGGAAGCUCAGUUUAUUAACACAUCCCGAUAAGAAUGGGUUUGAGGGGGCAGAUGAGGCUUUUAAGAUGAUAUCCCGAGCAUUUCAGAUACUAUCGGAUGCAGACAAAAAAUCCAAAUAUGACAAGUUUGGUGGAGAUCCGGACAAUCGAUUUUCUCCAGGAUCGUCGUCGGCGUCGUCAUUCAGCGGAUUCGGUGGAUUCCAACCAGGAGGGGGUAGAGGACCAAUGUAUAAUGAAGAGAUAUCGCCAGAGGAACUUUUCAAUAGGUUCUUUGGUGGAGGAGGCUUUGGACCUUUUGGUGGGGGGUUGUUUGACAGUGGGCCACAGUUUGUCUUUAAUAUGGGAGGAGGUCCCAACAUCCGUGUUCAUCAAUUUGGCGGCACACGACCCCGGAGACGACCCCGUGAGGCAGAUCAGCAAUCAGGUGCCAAUACCCAACCUGGGGGCAUGGCGUCACUCGCCCAGUUUAUCCCGCUCCUCCUCAUAUUCUUCCUCCCACUCCUCACUUCUUUCUUCUCCAGCUCAACCUCUUCUGGACCUUCCCUUCGAUUUGGCAGUGCCUCCCCCCCGCAUACGAUGCAACGAACCACCCCAAAGCUCAAACUUGACUAUUUCAUAAACCCGGCAGAAGUAGAAGAUUUCAGUGCGCGCAAAUUCCACCAGCUUGACCAAAAGGUUGAGAUUGAUUAUGUAUCGAACCUACGACAUGAUUGCGAACGCGAAGUCCAAGCACGGGAGCAGAUGAUACAAGAUGCUCAGGGGUGGUUUUUCCCAGACGUCGAGAAGCUGAAGGAGGCACGAUCGUUGGAGCUUCGGAGUUGCAAAAAGUUAAAUUCUUUGAAGCUCUGA